AUGAAACCGAACUGCGGAGGAAACCUUAUGUUUAACAUGUAUCUCUCAGAUCCAACAGAAAAUUUUUUGAAAGAGGGAAAAGGUUCGUCAUGGAAUCCUAUUAACACCGGGGUACAGAAAGGCAGCGGUCAAAUUCAGCUCUGGCAGUUUCUGCUCGAACUCCUGUCCGACAGCUCCAACAUGACCUGCAUCGCCUGGGAAGGAACUAACGGGGAAUUCAAGCUCAUUGACCCCGACGAGGUGGCCCGGCGAUGGGGCGAGCGGAAAAGCAAACCCAACAUGAACUACGACAAACUGAGCCGCGCUCUGCGCUACUACUACGACAAAAACAUCAUGACCAAGGUCCACGGAAAGCGUUAUGCCUACAAGUUCGAUUUCCACGGCCUCGCCCAGGUGUGUCAACCCUCAUCUACCGAACACGCUCUUUAUAAAUUUCAGAGCAAUUUCGCUCCCAUCCCGUUUUCGGGGAUAUCAAAGCUCAACCUUGUGGCGCCCGGCGUCGGUCCCUCCGGGUUCUCGUACUGGCCCGGCUCCCCUCCCACCCUCUACCACGGCCACAACCUGCAACCCCCGGGCCCGUUUGGAGCCGUGUCUGCAUCGCACAUCAGCUGCGUCAACAACAUCAACAAUUUGAAUAACAUAAAUAACCCGUACAACUGA
Messenger RNA from Megalops cyprinoides (Indo-Pacific tarpon), 660 nucleotides. RefSeq names its product FEV transcription factor, ETS family member (gene fev). Gene Ontology annotation, molecular function: DNA-binding transcription factor activity, RNA polymerase II-specific; sequence-specific DNA binding. NCBI's taxonomy places the organism in Eukaryota, Metazoa, Chordata, Actinopteri, Elopiformes, Megalopidae. The record is from RefSeq and is a predicted model, not a curated record. The transcript is spliced from 3 exons. Gene Ontology annotation, cellular component: nucleus. Gene Ontology annotation, biological process: cell differentiation; regulation of transcription by RNA polymerase II. The coding region runs from base 1 to 660 and encodes 219 amino acids.